Molecule: messenger RNA, 1170 nt
Organism: Akanthomyces muscarius
Lineage: Eukaryota; Fungi; Ascomycota; Sordariomycetes; Hypocreales; Cordycipitaceae
Exons: 7
Coding region: 1-1170 (389 amino acids)
Source: RefSeq, a predicted model, not a curated record
AUGGCGUCCGAGUCGCUGCAGGCUGGGGUGUACGCCUGUGUUGUCAUCACAUUCGUCGCCUCGUCGAUAACGCUCGCGUUGCGCUUCUACGCCCGCAAAAUCAAGAAUGUGCAAUUGUGGUGGGAUGAUUGGUUCGCUGUCUUGUCAUUUGCUGGCUGCAUCGUCUACGAUAUUUCAGUCUUUUUCCUCAUCACAAAGGGUCUAGGACUGCAUCUCGAUGAUCUGCCCGUGCCGAUAGAAGAAGCCCGGUAUUAUCAACGCAUGGUGCAGGAAAUUGAAGAGCAUGCGUAUACGAUUGCGAUAGGCGCGGCCCAGCUGUCGCUGUUGGCGCUCUACUGGCGUCUCUUUCAGGCCAUUACACCGGCACGGCUGGCUGUGCUGCUGCUCACGGCGCUGGCGUCGACGUGGUUCAUUGUGCGCCUGUUGGUGGCCGUCUUCCAAUGCUACCCACCCCGAUUCUUCUGGGACAAGAGCAUACAAGGAAGAUGCACUGUAAACCCAGCGCAAUUUUUCCUUUGGUCGGUUUCGACACAUUUGGUCAUCGACCUGACGUUGAUCGUCCUGCCUGCAACCCAGAUCAGCCGUCUGUCACUGCCAUUAAUGCAAAAAGCCGCCAUUUUGUGCAUGUUCAUGUUUGGAUUCAUGGUCAUGAUUGCAUCAAUCAUGAUGCUGGUCGUCUCUUCACACUACGACUCCUAUGCCGACGAUACAAUGUGGAACUGCGCACCGAUUGUCAUAUGGUCAGCGGCAGAAGUCCACCUCAGCGUCAUGACUUGUUGUCUUCCCAUCCUUCGACCCAUUGUCGUCGCUUUUGGCGGCUGGUGGAGCCACAACUUUCGAUCGCGAGGCAGCCAGACGUCGCGCUGCACCAAGAGUAGCAGCGUGAAGCUGUCCAAGCUGUCGGGCAGCAGCGGUCGCAAGAAGAACAAGCUGGGCUCGGGGGAGUCGACCUGCGAGCUGGCCACGACCGACACGGCCAACGAGGCGACGUACAUCUAUGGCCAGGGAUCCGGCCCCGACACGGUGGUCGAGGGCAAGCGCGGAUCCGUCGACGACCACGAGCUCGAGUCUGGGUCGUCGGCUGAGCAGGGCAUCAAGGUGAAAUACGAAGUCACGCUGGACUUUACCGAACCAGCGGAUACGACGCAUACGCGGCAUAAUACGGAUUAA